AUGAAUCGAACCCAACGUAAAUAUGUCCCGAGUAUCAAACGUAAUGAGUUGCCACUAAAAGAAAAAGAUACCAAUUACAAUGAUGAAUUCGAAGAAUUACUGCCUCCAAAAUCAAGAAGACAUCCCUUCAAAACAAAUAAGCCUAUGACCAACAGGUGUUGCUUUUUUAGUCCAGAUUGCAAAGAUGUAGAACUUACGACGGACGAUUCGGGUGCAUACGUGGAUGAUCAUUUCAACUCUCUCAUAAAACAGCAAUAUGAUUUCGAUCCCGCCGUUCCGGACACAAUAAGAAAUUUGAAAGAAUUGAGGAAAGUACUUUGUGGUGCAUCCAAAGUUGAUAAUUGCUCUCAAUAUGGUAAUGAAGGGGAAUCCUAUAUAAAAACAUCAGAUGGUUCAAAAUGGCAAAGCGUUGAUGAUACUAAUAAUAUAGAACAAUAUCUCAUUUCAGAUAAAGACAAUAUCACUUCUCAUGUGCCAAUAAGUACAAAUAUACGAAUAUGUGAAACACCUCAUAUUAAAGUGAUUGCUGAGAAAUUUACAAAAUUCAAAAAAAAUAACGUUGAAGUUAGAAAAUUGGAAGAAAAAAUUGUAUGCGUAGAAUAUGACAUUUUUGAAGAAUCAAGUGGCGAUGUGAUGGAUCAAGAAAAACCUAUACAAAAGAUGAGAGCUUACUUCUCGUUGAAACCCACAAGUGAUAGCGGUACAUUUUAUAAUAACAGUAUAAAAAUCCAUAUAGUUGAUCAUCCAUUAAUUUUAACGGAAAUGCUGUGGUUAAUAAAAAUGGUAGCGCGAUUUUUCACACUACCUAACACCAUACCGUCCACAAUAAAAAACAAAUAUGAUAUUCAAGAAGAAGACCUGAAAAACCUUAAUCAGAAAGAAAUAGAAAUGAUAGAUUCUAAAAUAGCUGAAAAUAAGCCAUACUUAGACGAUCUUAAGCGAGUUCUCAAACGAAAGCAAGCUUUGGAAUUUAAAAAGAGAAAAAGUAAUUUAGACCUUAUGGCGUUGUACGAAAUGGCUAAAACAGAUUCUUUAGUUUUAGAUAAACAUUUUUCUACUGAUCUUUUAAAUGAAAAGGAAUUAAAUGAAAUAAAAGAUUUGAUUGUUAAGACGAGUGCUAAAAGCGUCCACGGUCUAAGUAGACGUACUAUAAAGCAACAAAUGUCGGAUUUAAAGAGUAACAAUAAUGCAGCAUCUCAAAGCAUUAUAGCGGAAUUGAUUGGU
Molecule: messenger RNA, 1224 nt
Organism: Brenthis ino (lesser marbled fritillary)
Lineage: Eukaryota; Metazoa; Arthropoda; Insecta; Lepidoptera; Nymphalidae
Source: the annotation of a GenBank genome assembly